This is a messenger RNA of Armigeres subalbatus, 2181 nucleotides long. RefSeq names its product KAT8 regulatory NSL complex subunit 2 (gene dgt1). NCBI's taxonomy places the organism in Eukaryota, Metazoa, Arthropoda, Insecta, Diptera, Culicidae. The coding region runs from base 97 to 1914 and encodes 605 amino acids. The record is from RefSeq and is a predicted model, not a curated record. Gene Ontology annotation, cellular component: NSL complex. The transcript is spliced from 3 exons.
UGAAAAAAAUGUUACUUAGGACCUUUUGAAAAGUUAAGCGAGAUUUAGUACAAGCCGAUCCUUCGCCUUUUGUCAUCCAAAGUUUCUGCCAUCGGGAUGAUGCAGAAUCAAAACAAUCCAAGGAGUCCCAGGAAGAUGAGCAAUCCUCGCGGGGGACAGCAGAGGACUCGGCCAUAUCAGCAGCACCACCAUUCGAGAAAAAGCACCACUGGAACCGCAUCGUCUGGAGGAGGAGGACGAGUCGCAGCACUGCCGACGAAUAUUACAUCACUUGGAAACGCGGCCAUCGAUCAGGAAGCGGCACUUCGUAACCAAAUUCACAUGGAGAUAGAAAAGAAAUCGAAGGCCUGUUCCAAUCAGUCCUACGAAUGUACACUGCCGCGCCUGGAGCAGUACAACUACUGCAAGCGGCACAUUCUUCAAGAUCCCCGUGCGCCGUACAAGCAAUGCGCAUAUUUUUUCGCAUCGAACGGCAAGCGCUGUCUGGAGCCGGCGCCAAAGUACGACAACAAGAAGGACUAUGGAACAAACUACUGUUUCGAGCACAGCCGGCUGACGCAGCUCACGAAAACCAAAUCGACCAUUGGAAAGUACACUCCGCUGGAGACGACCGAGACGCUGCUGCAUAAUUUGGCGCAUCACGUCAAGGUGGACAAAUUGAAGGCAAAUCAACAACAGCAGCACCAGUUGGCAAAUUGCUCGUCGGCGCUGAAAAUAACGGUCCACGAGGACGACGAAGAGGGAGAUCUGGACGUUGUCACUCCGUCGGUCGAUCCGUUUGUUGACAUUGAUGUAACAGCAAUCAAUGACUCAGGUCGCGUUGUUCUGGAUUAUGCUUCCGAUAGCAGCACCGACGAGGAUGCUACUCUGGUUGGCAACACAUGGCGUGGGUACGAUAUGGACAACUCCGACAACGAAAGCGUUGAUUCACAGAAUGAGGAUCUCUUGAAGCAUGCCGGAAUCUAUACCGCUGAGGAAGCAACCAUGAUAACAAAGGAAAAGUUAAUCCGGCUGCAAACGCUGUACAUCGACCAGUUCCAUCGUUUACAGCAUGUGCUGAAGGAGAAACGCAGACGAUACCUCCACGACCUGCGCCGCGAACGGGAACAGUACUGCAGUAUCCAUGACCAAGUGAAGGAUUCACCAAAAGAGCGCAAGCUGUAUGAGAAAUUGAAAGCUUUGAAUCACUACCAUCGUAAAUAUGGGAUGGAUGCUAUUUUGCACCGAAAAUAUCUGGAAAAGCGAGCCAAGGCUACGGAGGGUUUGCAUCAGAAAGUACCGCCCCAUCCGAAGUGUGCAUUCACCGAGGGAGGUGUCAAAUGCGGUGAGAGAACCCUCCCGUGUUGCAAAUUUUGCCGAAAACACAUACUCGAGGACAAGAAGCAAGUGCUGUUCAAAUCUUGCGGAGUCGAAAAAAGCGGCGUCGUGUGCCAGGAAGCCUUGGCAAACAUUUUCGAGGAUGCCACUUGCUAUCUCCAUGUUGAACUGCCGGCACAUAAAACGUUCACCAAGAAGAAAUACGAAUCCGAAUCGGACGGGGAAGAUGAUUUGCCUUUGCAGACGAUCAAACAGGAAGCGUCAUCCAUUCCAAAACUCGAAAAACAGUCGCCAUCGCAGUCGUCCAGCACAACGGCUACGGCAGCGGAAACCGAAGAUCAGGAAAUGUCCUCCGAGCCCCCGCUUGUCGAGCACAACAUCACCAUCGCUCACGACGUUGAGCCAGCUAGUCUGGAAGAUUCACUUCCGGUGAGUGUGAUCCCCAAGCCGAUGCCACUGGUGGGUAGCCCUAAAACAGAGGAGAUUGCUGAAAAAUCGCCGGAUGUAUCUCUGGCGGAAAUAUCGUCGCCGCCACCAGUUGAUCUGAAAGAUGAAACCCAAAAGCUGACGGACGAUUCCUCCAAGAAGGCCGAUUGACAAAGGGAAAUAAAAAUGCCAUUCCGGUUUUGGUCUCAAUUUAAUUGAUUUUUAUUGUAUUUCCUUCAUUUUUCAUUGUAAUAGUUUCAUUAAAUAUAUAGUCGCGAUAGUAAAAAAAACGAUAGACAAAAAAUCACUUAAGAACGGUUCAAAAUAUAACCUGAUCGUAAAUAAUAAUCAAUAAAAACUCACCAUGUUCAAAUAUGUUUGUGUCUCCUAAAGGUAGUUGCUAUAAUAAAUUUGGAAUAAAAUUUUCCGCUAAGUCGA